Messenger RNA from Perognathus longimembris pacificus (Pacific pocket mouse), 1799 nucleotides. Its product is annotated as probable G-protein coupled receptor 132. Gene Ontology annotation, molecular function: G protein-coupled receptor activity. The coding region runs from base 162 to 1799 and encodes 545 amino acids. The transcript has 2 exons. Gene Ontology annotation, cellular component: membrane. The record is from RefSeq and is a predicted model, not a curated record. Lineage: Eukaryota; Metazoa; Chordata; Mammalia; Rodentia; Heteromyidae. Gene Ontology annotation, biological process: G1/S transition of mitotic cell cycle; G protein-coupled receptor signaling pathway; negative regulation of G2/M transition of mitotic cell cycle.
UCCACUCGUUCGUUAAGGGGCGUCUGACUGAUUCCAGACCUUGGCUAUGGUGAUCAACCUGGUCGUGUGUUCCUUCUUAAAGCAACUUCAACCCCCUCUUCCUCCAGGUCAUUUUAAAGUGCCAGCAUACGCGUCCCCACGGGACUGACAAAACGCAUGACAUGUCCUAUGAAACCUUUUUGAAAGCCACUCUGAGGCCAGAGCCUGCAAAUGUCACAGGGAAUUCCACCGCAGCGAGCAGCCCUGCCUCUCCAGGGCCCCGGGACGUCUCCACGGAGAUCUGUAACGUGUCCUUUGAGGACACCAGGAUGGUCCUGGUGGUGGCCUACAGCACGGUGUGUGCCCUGGGCCUGCCGGCCAACGGCCUGACCGCCUGGCUGGCGUGGCUGCAGGUGCUGCGGGGCAACGUGCUGUCCGUCUACCUGCUGGGCCUGGCCCUCUGCGAGCUGCUCUACGUCAGCACGCUGCCGCUCUGGGCCGUCUACAUCCACAACCGGCACCGCUGGACCCUGGGCCCCCGUGCCUGCCAGGCGACCGCCUACAUCUUCUUCUGCAACAUCUACAUCAGCAUCCUCCUGCUGUGCUGCAUCUCCUGCGACCGCUUCACCGCCGUGGUGUACGCCCUGGAGAGCCGCGGCCUCCGCCGGCAGAGGACCGCCGCCUCCAUCGCGGGCUCCAUCUUCCUCCUCGUCGGGCUCGUCCACUACCCGGUGUUUGACAUGGAGCCCGGGAGGGAGUCCUGCUUCGAGCCCCUGCAGAUGAGCGGGAGGAUCGCAGCCUACCACUACGCACGGUUCACCGUCGGGUUUGCCCUCCCUCUCGCCGUCCUCGCCUUCACCAACCACCGCAUCCUCAGGAGCAUCCGGGUGAGCGAGGGUCUGACUGCCGCCCAGAAAGCCCGCGUGCGGCGUCUGGCCGUCGCCGUGGUGGCCAUCUUCCUCGUCUGCUUCUCCCCCUACCACGUGGUGCUCCUCGUCAGAGCUGCCGCCUUCUCCUCCCACGGGGGGGACCCCGCCGCCCUGUGCGCCCUCGAGGGCGGCCUGUACGGCGUCACGGUGCUGUUCCUCUGCCUGUGCACCGUCAACAGCGUGGCUGACCCCAUCCUCUACGUCCUGGCCACAGAACACUCUAGGCAAGAAGUGUCCAGAGUCUACCGGAGGUGGAAAGAGGGGGCUGCGAGGACGAGUGCCCCCGGGCUCCCACAGUCCCGGGCCUCAGAGGCGCCCAGCUCACCCACCACACUAACAAACAAUUUGUGCCCCCUCGUCCCGCCCGCCCAUCGCGGUCCCAGCCAGCCACCCGGGACUCACCGUGGCCCCCAGGGAGGCUGGCGGGGGACAGUGCCGCAGGGGACAGUGGCAGGCACGGAGGCUGGGGCAGAGAGCCCGCCGGGCAGCGUCCCGGCUGCGAUGCCACUCGGACACACGGGUGACCGCGCCUUCCUAAAGCCACCGUCCCCGAGCCUCCGUCCGCUGGGGCCGCGCGCCAGGCUCCCCCGCGGGGCGGGUGACGGCUCACCCCGGCACCCAGGGGCCCGGAUGCUCCCGGGUGAGAACCCGAGGGAAGCCCCGCCCCGCACGGAGGUCGCUGCCACACCCUCCGGCUUGGGGUGGGGUGGGCUAUCAGAGGGAGGGGAUCUGGAAGAGAGGGAGAGAGACGCCGAGGAAAGAAGGCAGCAAGAGGUGCCUUCCUGGGGCGGCGCAGUGCCCGGCCUCACCUCAGGCCAAGCCAGGGCUUCUGAACAGGAGAAGCCCGAGCUCUGCCUGCGGAGCAGUGGAGAGGCCCAAGUCCCGGCCUGA